Stegodyphus dumicola is the source of this 774-nucleotide messenger RNA. RefSeq lists its product as uncharacterized. The record is from RefSeq and is a predicted model, not a curated record. Lineage: Eukaryota; Metazoa; Arthropoda; Arachnida; Araneae; Eresidae.
AUGCUGGAUAUACCAGAAAGCAUAUCAUUUGCCAAAGAAUAUGAUCUCAUUGUUCCUACUAGUGCCUCAUCAUCAGAAGAGGAGCAUAGUCAACACCUAAAACUAGUGUUUGAAAGAUUAGACAAAUAUGGUUUAUGCAUCAAUAUAUCCAAAUCUGUGUUUGGAGUUGAAGAAAUAGAAUUUCUUGGAUAUCUCAUAAAUGCUGCAGGUUCAAGACCCUUCCCUGCAAACGUGCAAGCAAUUUUGAGUUACCAAUUGCCAACAACAAUUCAUGAUUUACGUAACUUCCUAGGUAUGAUUUGCCACACCACGCCCUAUCAUCCCCAAUGUAAUGGGAAAAUAGAGCGUUUCCAUAGAACCCUAAAAUCUGCAAUUAAAGCUCACAACUCAAUCAAAUGGACUGAAGUUCUACCUACAGUGCUUCUUGGCCUCAGAGCAGCUGUUAGAGAGGAUGGUAACCAUUCUCUUGCUCAAAUGGUGUAUGGAACCAACAUAAGGAUACCAGGUGAAUUUUUUGACCCUCCAACUUGUGAAAUAGGGCCUGAUAGCUUUGUGAAUAAAUUACAAAAACAUAUGGCUCUCCUCAAACCAGUGAAAAUGCAAAAUACACCACAACAGAAAGCGUUUGUGCACAAAGAUUUAGAUACUUGUACACAAGUGUUUAUUCGAGUGGACAGAAUCAAGAAGCCACUUGAACCAGCCUAUGAGGGACCAUUUCCAGUUCUGGACAGGCAGGAAAAAUAUUUUUCUCUGUCAAUUAAAGGGAACCAGUGA